AUGCCUGGACCAUUCCAGGCUUCUACAUCAAUACUGUUGUUUCUCGCGAGAGAGAGUCCCGCUUGGCCCGAGGUUGAGAUCCUGCCGGCGCUGGAAGACUACCUGACAGACUGUGGUAAAACGAACCUAGCUCAAGUUGAACAGUUCCUGGAAUACCUGGGCGGCAUUGAGGACCAGGUCUUCAAGAACCGCUUGGAAAGGGAGGCGAAGAUGAGAGCUGAAAGGCAAGAAGAACGCAGCAAGGAGACCAAGGAGGAGGAUACCGCCGGCUCAGCAGGAGGUCAGAUGGGUGCCGAUUUGGCUGGUGAAGGCAGCACUGGCGCUGCCGACGCCUUCCUGCCGAAAGAGGAGGCCUCGGACACCAGCGCCUUCCAUGCGCAGCUAUUGGCCCAGAGCUUCUCCAUGGAUUUCGAGAAUUUGGAGACACCAGAGCCACCGACAAAGCGACAGCGCCAGGAGCCCACGCUCGAUCCACCGAAGCCGAAGGAGAACAAGGCCAAGUCGGGCAAGAUUGUCGACCGUGAGUUCCACCAGGCUCUACGAGAUCGGCUGAACAACAGGCAAGAUUUGGGCGAGGCCAUGCCUGACACAGUCCGCCUCGGCGAGGGACCGCACUGGAAACAGCGCUACUAUUUCGAAAAGUUCAAAGUGAAACAGGAUGACCUCGUCGAUUUCCUGCAGAGAAUACGAAAAGCCUACGUCGAGGGCUUGUGCUGGGUCCUAGUCUACUACUACCAGGGCUGCCCGUCCUGGACCUGGUUCUAUCCUUAUCACUAUGCGCCAUUUGCCUCUGACCUAAUUGGGUGCGGCAACCUCAAGUGCGGGGAGCUGACCUACUUCCAGUCUGGGCAGCCCUUCCAGCCGUUCCAGCAGCUAAUGAGUGUCCUCCCACCAGUCAGCGCCGAGGAGGCCGGUAUCCCAGCCGCAAUGCGCGAACUCAUGAAGCAGGCCUUCUCUCCGCUAAUCGAUUUCUAUCCGGUGGACUUCGGCUUGGAUUUGAACGGCAAGCGCUUUACAUGGCAGGCCGUGGUUCUUUUGCCAUUCAUAGAUGAGCCUCGUUUACUGCGGGUGUUGGGGCCGCUUCUGGCGAAGCUGAAGCCCCACGAGAAGAUCAGAAAUCGACGGGGCAACGAGCUUGUCUUCGGACACAAGCAGGACAAGGCCUUGUUCCAUGCGGUGCAGCUGGCACAAGCAGCCUUCGAAGCCGGUCAUGCUGGACUGAAGCAGACUGUGCGCGACAGAUACCUCUUCGGGGCCUUGGAGGGCUGGCAAGGAGGCGGUGCCAACAGAGAGGUGACGUCCCCCGUCGAGGGUCUCCCUGACGUGGAGGAGUCCCACUGUAUCUCGGCACAGUUCACUGACCCGGAAGGGGUGCCCCACCAGUCCAAGCUGUUGCCUGGCAUCGCUGAGCAGCCAGUGGUGGUCAAUGCCGCGGACAUGGACGAAGGAUCUCGCCUGAAGGGCUUCGGUGGAGAACCGGCACGCAAGCUGAUCAUGCAAGCCCUCGGCAAGGACGGCAGAAGAAAGCGCUACCAAGAAGCCAUGUGA
Messenger RNA from Symbiodinium necroappetens, 1548 nucleotides. The record is from the annotation of a GenBank genome assembly. NCBI's taxonomy places the organism in Eukaryota, Dinophyceae, Suessiales, Symbiodiniaceae.